GUCAGUGUCUGGUUGAGGUGUGCGAAAUGUUGUGGUGACCUUUUAUUUUAGUUAGAAAGUUAUUAAACUAAUUUUAAAGUUAUAGAAAGGACUUAAAAAUGUAUAUAAAAUGGUUUAUUUUACUUGCAGUGAUAGCACAAGACUGUUCGUCACAGGAUGAGGAUGGGCCUUACAGAGGGAAAUACAUUGGGAAACUAAAUUCCUAUCACCACCAGGUAUCUGGCGAAGUGUAUGCAGUGGAUGAGUGGACCAUCAUACUUGUGAACUUCAACUACGAUGGCACAGGGGACGACACCUUCUUCUGGGCCGGAGAUGCAGGCCGGCCGGGACCACAGGGCUUUAUCGUGCCCGAUGAACAUGGCAAAACGAACAUCCUGGAGCGCUACUACAACCAGGACGUUCGGCUAACGCUGCCGGAAGGCAAGCGAAUCUCGCGCAUCAAGUGGCUGGCCGUCUACGACAUCGCCAGCCAGAACGCCUUCGGGGACGUCUACGUGCCCGACGACUUCGAAUCGCCCGCGCCGCGUACCAUCGGCCCGCUGGUCGGGGAGCGAGCGGUGUCUAGCGAGUCGGUGCUCAUAGCUGAUGCCAGUACUAUCAUUAUCCCUGAAUUCAAAUAUGACGGCACCGGCGAGGAGGUUUACUUCUGGACAGGAGUGGGCCCGCAGCCUUCGUCGAGAGGGAUCAAGAUACCUGAUGAUUAUGGCUACCUGGAGCCGCUACGAGCCUACAAGGGCGAAGAUGUUCGUCUAACCUUACCGGGCGGGCGCACAGUGUUCGACAUCAAGUGGCUGUCGGUGUACGACUUGGGCGCGGCGCGAUCGCUGGCCGCCGUGUUGGUGCCCGACGCACUAAACGUGCCGCCUGCGCCGUUAGCACUGCACCCCUACAGAACAAAUCUGCCACACUGUAAGCAGCUGCAUCGAGAUUACCAAGUCUCCUGGGAGAAAUUCGGCAACCAAAUCACCAUCGAACUAGCAGCCCGGAUCGAUGAAAACGAAUACAUGGGCUUCGGCAUCUCGGGCAGCGACAGCAAGACGCAGAUGCUCGGCGCCGACCUCGCCGUCGCCUACUACGACGCUAAGAUGCAGCGCGCGCUCGCUACUGACUACAACGUCACCGCUAUAGCGCCGUGCGUGCAAGUGCUGGGCCAGUGGCGCGGCGUGUGCCGCGACGAGCUGCUGGGCGGGCUGGACUCCAACCAGGUGUUCUCGGGCGAGUACGCCGACGGGCUCGCGCGCGUGUCCUACCGCCGCGUGCUCAAGCCCUUCGAGGAGCUGGACCGCGAGUGGGUGGUGGACAAGCCGGUGUACGUGGUGUGGGCACUCGGCGCGCGCGACGCCGACAACGAGCCCGCCUUCCACCGCCUACACCCUGCCAGGGAUAUCAUGCUCAAUCUGGACCAGAACCCGCCCGUUAACGACUGCUACAACUUCACUGUCGGGUCCAGCACAGCGCCCACGCCCUGGGAAGUGGCGGAACUCUUCGACCCGUCGCUCCGCGUGUUCACGUUCCGUCUGGGCCGGCGCGGGUCCAGCACAGCCCCUACCCCCUGGGAAGUGGCCGAGCUAUUCGACCCGUCGCUCCGCGUGUUCACGUUCCGGCUCGGGCCGGCGGCGGGCGCGCACGGUGGUUCCAACACGGCCCCUACGCCCUGGGAAGUGGCCGAGCUGUUCGACCCGUCGCUCCGCGUGUUCACGUUCCGUCUGGGCCGGCGCGGGUCAAGCACAGCCCCUACACCCUGGGAAGUGGCUGAGCUGUUCGACCCGUCGCUCCGCGUGUUCACGUUCCGCCUCGGGCCGGCGGCGGGCGCGCACGGCGGGUCCAGCACAGCGCCCACGCCCUGGGAAGUGGCGGAACUCUUCGACCCGUCGCUCCGCGUGUUCACGUUCCGGCUCGGGCCGGCGGCGGGCGCGCGCGGGCUGGCGGGGCGGGGGCGGGCGGCGCCGGCGCUGGCGUGGUACGUCAACGGCCAGCUCGCGCCCGACCUGCAGCUGCGGCGCGGACUCAAGUACAGCUUCAAGGUGUACGGCGGCAACAACCCGCACUCGGCGACGGAGUACCACCCGCUGAUCGUGACGGUGUCGCCGCUCGGAGGCCUGGAGCGGCUGCCCGACGCCGAGCAGCGCGCCGCGCGCGUGCUCGCCGGCGUGCACUACCCGCGCCGCGGCCGCCUCGCGCCCACCGCCGCGGGCCCGCUGUGCAUCGGGCGGCACGCGGCGGGCGCGGACCGGCGGCGUGACGCGGACUACGCCACCUUCCGCGCCUUCAACCGCUCGCUGCAGUGGGACUGCCCGCCCGCCGCGCCCGCCGAACUAUUGGUCGCGCCCAACUCGUCUUGGCCAGACAUCGUCUACUACAACUCCUUCACGCACGCGGGCAUGGGCGGGCGCAUCUUCGUGGUGGACCGCCACCGCCGCAACCUGGCGCGCCGGCCCGCCUCGUCCGCACAACGAGCGUUCCCGCUGGAUACAUCCAUUAUGUUGGUGCUCGCCGCCGCCGCCGUCACGCUGUGGAGGCUGCACUAGCGACGUGACGUCAACAUCUCUCGAGCGUGGGAAGAAGGUAUUUGACACCGAUCAAUUGACGUACUUUUUAUGAACUGUCAAAACGAGACUCUUUUUGUAGGGCGAUACGAGCCGAUUGCGUCACUAUUUUGCCAACUCAAUUGACUAACUUUUUAUCAAUCAACCAAAAAAUCUUAAUUUACAGUUGAUUUUAAAUUAAGCUUUUGAGACUAGAAUGAAGUGUAAUAUUUUAAACUAUUAUGUUGCAUUUUUACUAUAAAAUUAUCACUUCACGGGAUUUAUUGCAAUAAUUACAAUUUACCGUUAAAAUAGAUAUAUUGUUGCGAUAAAUCCCGUGAAGUGAUAAUUUUAUAGAAUGAAGUGUUUUUAAAAAAGUUGUACUUUAGAAUUAUUGGUGAAUAGUGUCAAUACCCGAUUCUUAAGCGAAACAUAAUUCUAUUAAGGAAACCGAGGCGUAAUGUUCCACCCCUAUGUGUUCCUAGGCAAAGUCUACACGACUUAUCAGUAAAAAAAAUCGAAGAACGGAAACAAACUUUGCUAGCAUCAAUUUUAAAUGUGAUGAUGACGUACUUAAAGUACAUUUUAUACUAAUCUAAGUAGAACGAAAAAUAAUUUUACAGAUCAUAUUUCAAUUUAUACAUUUGACUUUUUACUGCCACUACGAUGCAUUUAGCUGAGAGUUAAAACUUUAAUCAAAUCAUUUUUUUUAAUUGACUCAAGAAAAAUGUAUGCAUAAAAAAAACUACUAAGUAGUGACUGCUGUUCCAUCCGCAACACAUUCCUAUGUCCUGGAAACUUUUCCGUCCAUUUUAAAUCAUUCCAGACGCGCUUAACAUAAGUUAUUUUUAAGACUGUGUCACACACAUCACUACUGUACAAUGCUCAAAUUAUACCUACUAUUUUCAUUUCUAUACUUUGUCAUAAUUUUUGAAAUUAUGAUACUUUUUACAAUACUUUUACAAUUUAUUUUUCCAAUAACAAUAUGUAUGAAUCUCAAAUGACAGACUGAAACAUUUUAACCUCAGAAUAAUCCUAUGCACUGCUUUAAAUAAUCUACCAGCUAGGCAGCUAUACGAAAUAACUAUACAAAUUGCAUACCACAAUACUCGCUGCAAGUCGUCUUAUAUUGUAAAAUAGAAGAUCUCUUUGUUUUUGAAUGUUUUAGUUAUUUAUUUUAAGGCAACUAUUUUGUAUAUAAAAGGUACGUAAAUAAAAGAUGAAAUGUA
Ostrinia nubilalis (European corn borer) is the source of this 3754-nucleotide messenger RNA. It is a transcript of the gene knk, whose product is annotated as protein Skeletor, isoforms B/C. The coding region runs from base 99 to 2528 and encodes 809 amino acids. NCBI's taxonomy places the organism in Eukaryota, Metazoa, Arthropoda, Insecta, Lepidoptera, Crambidae. The transcript has 18 exons. The record is from RefSeq and is a predicted model, not a curated record.